Molecule: messenger RNA, 1051 nt
Organism: Ziziphus jujuba (common jujube)
Lineage: Eukaryota; Viridiplantae; Streptophyta; Magnoliopsida; Rosales; Rhamnaceae
Exons: 1
Coding region: 41-817 (258 amino acids)
Source: RefSeq, a predicted model, not a curated record
CUAUCUAAAUUUCUCAUAAUUUCGAAAACUAAAUUAAAAGAUGGCGAAACUUUACCUUACCGUCGCCGUUAUCUUCCUCAUUUUCGCCUUCUCUAAUGCUCGUACUCCGGCAGAUUUGCCCGCAACUGAAGUCAUCGGCGACGAGUCGUUGAACACUCAAACCCGAUCGGAUAUCCAGACCGCCUCCAACAAUCCCAUCCUCUUACCAAGCGAGAGAUCCGACAACGAGCCUGUAACGCUGGUGGAGUUGGAACCCGAUACCAUCCGGUCGAAUUUUGCCGAAUUCAGAACCGGCGAAUCCUCACCGAAGGACUCCGAACCGACGUCCGAAUCCGUUCCGUUGACGGUGAUCAGUUUCCGUCCAAUCAACCGCCACUUUCCGAGACGUCCGUUCCCCUUAUCUUUCCGUCAUGGUCACCGUUGCCGCCAUGGACACUCUCAGUUCAAGCCGUGGGGUCCUCGUCCCCUUCGCCGGGAAGUAUCGUACGGUAACGAUAUGAUCAUCGACGGAGAGGAGGCGAAGUCGUUCAAACCAGUGUUUCGCGACGAAGAAGAGCCGCAGAUCCGGACUAGAAUGAUCAGGUUCAGACAAGGACCUAGGUUUCCGUUCAGGCACGAUGAAGAAGAUCAGAUGGAGAGGCCGAACGAUCACGAGCACGAGCACGAUCGUGAUCAUCACCACCACCUCCACGUCUUCCAUCGCCACCAUAUGGAUGUGGGAAGAGGGCAGCCUAAGGAAAGAGAAGCGGAAAAGGAGCAGCAUAACCCUGUCGAAAGUUUCAUGAAGAGUUUCCGCAAGUUCUUGAACCGUUUCUAAAUCCAUAUGUUAUGCGUAAAACCCCCAUACCCUAUAUUUGAUGCCACCUAUUAGGCAGUUCUGCGUUGUUUUUCUUUUUCUUUUCCCUUUUUUUUUUUUUUUUUGGUGUAAAUAAUUUUGCAUCCGGGAGAGAUGUAGAAGCAUGUAGAAUAUUAUAUACCUGUACUUCUAGUUUGAUUUAUGCAAAUGGUUUAUCUGCCUUUAUACAAUAGAAUGAGAAUAGUAUUAUAAAUA